This is a messenger RNA of Rhineura floridana, 1485 nucleotides long. RefSeq names its product hydroxylysine kinase (gene HYKK). The transcript is spliced from 5 exons. NCBI's taxonomy places the organism in Eukaryota, Metazoa, Chordata, Lepidosauria, Squamata, Rhineuridae. The coding region runs from base 364 to 1485 and encodes 373 amino acids. The record is from RefSeq and is a predicted model, not a curated record. Gene Ontology annotation, molecular function: amino acid kinase activity.
CCUUACUGCCUAAAGGGAAGUCUCUCCACGCAAGCUUGCUCUUAGGGUGAGGGUGCGGGGCACCGUUCGUACCAACUCUUCUUUUAAUGAACAACUUCAACUGCGGCCAAUAUCCUUUCCUAUAGGAACUCCAGCGCUCCCUACUGGGAUAUUGCAUGCUGUGCACACACAUGCAAGCAAAGCAUCUGAUAUUCCAUCCUGCAAAAAAAAAUUUUUUUAAAUCAGUUGCAUACACGAGUUAAAAAUAUUUAAUAUAUUAAAUAUAUUUUGCAGUCGGAUCAUUUACUGUGCACUUUGCUAACUGAAAUAGAAGAAAUAGCAGCACAAAUCAAAGCUCACCUUUUCUGAUUGCCCAGAUUAACAAUGUCUUCUGAAAGCAAUCAACGCCCUUGCAGCCUGAACAAGCCGGCAUUCAGUGAAAAGCAAGCCACUGAAUUGGUUGAAAGGGUGUAUGGAUUAAAGGUUUCUGAGGUCAAAUUGCUUCCCAGCUACGAUGAUCAGAAUUUCUGUGUGCGCGUUAAUGGGCCGGAAGGGAAAGGAGAGAACACUGAGGAAUUUGUCCUCAAAAUUGUCAAUUGUGAAGACAGCCAAAAUCCUGAACUCAUUGAGGUACAGACCCGGGUUAUGAUGUUUCUGAAUGGUGAGGGGUUUCCUGUGGCUACCCCCUAUUUCACUAAGGAGGGUGAAAUCAUGUUUCUGGAAUCCAUAGUAGAUACCGGCUCUGCCCCAAAAGCAUACAUAGUGAGGCUCUUGAGUUACCUACCAGGCAAAGUCGUGGCCACGAUCCCAAUGAGCCCUCCUCUUCUGUAUGAAAUUGGACAGCUGGCUGCCAGGCUAGAUAAAACGCUUGCAGAGAAAUUUCAACAUCCAUUGACAAGAAGUCUACAUCGAGGUAAAUUCAUCUGGAAUUUGGCUAAUGUCCCUCUUCUGGAGCAGUACAUUUAUGCGCUGGGUCAGAACAGAUAUUUGGAAGUGGUGAAGCAGGUGAUUGAGCAGUUCAGACUUCAAAUACUGCCAAAGUUAAGCUCUUUUCGGCCCUGUAUCAAUCAUGGAGAUCUCAAUGACCACAAUAUAUUAGUAGAUGUCAGCUCUAUUUCCCCUCAAAAUCCAUACUACAGAGUGUCUGGUAUUUUGGACUUUAGCGACAUGAGCUAUGGCUACUACGUGUUUGAAGUCGCAAUAACUAUCAUGUACAUGAUGAGUGUAAGCAAGGAUCCCCUCAAUGUGGGAGGCCAUGUCCUCGCAGGAUUUGAAAGCAUCAUCCCACUGACGACAGAGGAACGAAGCUCCCUGUUUCUCCUAGUGAGUGGGAGAUUUGUUCAGUCUCUUGUGAUGGCUGCACACACCACACUCUUGUAUCCCGAGAACAAAGAGUACUUAAUGAUUACAACCAAAACAGGAUGGAGACACUUGAUAAUGCUCUCUGAGAUGGGCCAAGAGACUGUUGAGAAUAUCUGGUUUGGCACUGCAAAAACUUAUGCCUGA